This is a messenger RNA of Prunus armeniaca (apricot), 603 nucleotides long. The record is from the annotation of a GenBank genome assembly. NCBI's taxonomy places the organism in Eukaryota, Viridiplantae, Streptophyta, Magnoliopsida, Rosales, Rosaceae.
AUGUUGCGCCGCGCCACCGCCCUCUUGACCCGACCUGUGAUCUCCCUCCGGGCCCGACCCUUCUCCACGGAUGUCUCAGAAACUCCAGUAGCCGACACGUCGUUUUAUGAUGCUUGGAAGAAAGUGAUCCCAACCUUAGAGCCACCCCACACCCCAUUGACUUUCAUGAAGCCUCGGCCUCCAACUCCAUCUUCGAUCCCUACUAAGCUCACUGUCAACUUUGUGCUGCCUUAUAACUCGGAGCUUGCAGCCAAAGAGGUUGACAUGGUAAUCAUACCAGCAAGCACUGGGCACAUGGGUGUUCUUCCUGGACAUGUAGCAACAAUUGCAGAGUUGAAACCUGGGGUCCUAUCAGUACACGAAGGAAAUGAUGUGACAAAGUAUUUCGUCAGCAGUGGUUUUGCAUUCAUCCAUGCGAACUCUUAUGCAGAUAUAAUUGCUGUAGAAGCUGUCCCUCUUGAUCGUGUCGAUGCAAGUCUUGUCCAGAAGGGGCUUGCAGAGUUCACCCAGAAGCUCAGCUCAGCUUCGACUGACUUGGAGAAAGCUGAAGCUCAGAUUGGAGUUGAUGUGCAUAGUGCCCUCAAUGCUGCCCUCACGGGCUAG